AUGGAGGAGAAUGCAAACUUACGGGCUUCGCACAGAUGGGACGAGAACGUACAGAAGUUUGGAUCAUCGGUUUUUUUUCCCUCCGCUGCUCCACUCGCCAUGAGGGAUUUCCGAGACGGAGGUCGGGGCUCCUGGAUGGUUUGGGUUGAGGUCAGUGCAGAUACCACAGCAAUGACGGAAGGUAUGGGCCAUUGGCUCGACAUAGACAUAGAAGAUCAGAAUCAAGAUUUGAAGUUUCUCAUCUACGCCAAACAGCAUAUCGACGAAAAGCUUGCGGAAGUUUUGCGAAAUCAUCAUGAGAGGAGUGAAGGAAAUCCACGGUCUGCAUGGACUGAUUUGGAAGAGAGACUCACCUUGCGUAUAUCAUUGUUUGCAAUCAACCGCCAACAGGAAGCGCGCGAGAGGCCUGGCGUGUUGAAUUGUCCGUAA
Molecule: messenger RNA, 429 nt
Organism: Cadophora gregata
Lineage: Eukaryota; Fungi; Ascomycota; Leotiomycetes; Helotiales; Ploettnerulaceae
Exons: 1
Coding region: 1-429 (142 amino acids)
Source: RefSeq, a predicted model, not a curated record